Molecule: messenger RNA, 1998 nt
Organism: Pyricularia pennisetigena
Lineage: Eukaryota; Fungi; Ascomycota; Sordariomycetes; Magnaporthales; Pyriculariaceae
Exons: 3
Coding region: 1-1998 (665 amino acids)
Biological process (GO): nuclear-transcribed mRNA poly(A) tail shortening; regulation of DNA-templated transcription
Cellular component (GO): CCR4-NOT core complex; P-body; nucleus
Source: RefSeq, a predicted model, not a curated record
AUGGCGGCACGAAAACUGCAACAAGAAGUCGACAAGUGCUUCAAGAAGGUGGCAGAAGGUGUUGCCGAAUUCGAGUCCAUCUACGAGAAGAUCGAGCAAUCGAGCAACAUAUCGCAAAAGGAGAAAUAUGAGGACCAACUCAAGAGAGAGAUCAAGAAGUUGCAGCGUCUGCGUGAUCAGAUAAAGACGUGGGCAGCCAGCAAUGACAUUAAGGACAAGGCCCCGUUACUAGAGAACAGGAGAAAGAUCGAAACGCAAAUGGAGAGGUUCAAAGCCGUCGAGAAGGCUAUGAAAACAAAAGCCUACUCCAAGGAGGGACUGUCGGCGGCGGCCAAGCUCGAUCCCAAAGAGCAGGCCAAGGCUGAAGCAAGCGAGUUCCUUGGAAACAUGAUCGACACCCUCGAACUACAAAUCGAGGCGCUCGAGGCCGAGGCUGAGCAAAUACAGGCGACGGUCAAAAAAGGCAAAAUACAAGGCGCGAAAGCGGAGCGCAUGGCCAACAUCGAGCAAAUAAUCGAAAGGCACAAAUGGCAUCAAGGCAAGCUAGAGUUGAUUCGACGAUCAUUAGAAAAUGGCGGGGUCGACACUGAGCAGGUCACGGACAUUGAGGAGAACAUACGAUACUAUGUCAGCGACGGCAUGCAGGACGACUUUAUGGACGACGACACGUUAUACGACGAUUUAGCGCUCGGCGAGGAGGAGGAUGCCUACGGCAUGAACCAAGAUAACGACAAGGGCUCAUCCCAGGACACGCAGUCAGUACACGAGGAUUCUUUGGAAGAAUCGAGACCAACACCACCCGCACCGACCGCGAAGCCACGACCCGCAGCGGUAGAAGCAACAGCGGCCGCCGGCCGCAGGCCGUCAACGCAGAUGAAGUCCCCGUUACCGACAUUAGCGACCUUACAUACGCCACUACCAACCAUUAGCAACGGUCCGUCAAGUAGUGCGGGGAUGAAGCCAGCGCCGGCACCGACAAGGCCGGCCGGGGAGGGUCUUAAAUAUGCGUCUGCCGCCGCCGCCGCCGCCGCAAGCGAUAAGAACAAUGUAGGCAUUGCGCCGCUUCCCCCGCCACCGGGAGCUGCUCCUGUAUCGACCAUCUCAUCACAAGCCAAGGCCAGCGCUGCAAACUCUCCAAUCGUUAUGGCUGCGCAGCCUGCAGCUUCCGCCGCCUCACAACCGCAAGCGCAACCACCGGCCGCAGCUGCUAGCCCCGCAAAGACUGAAAACGCAAAGCCUGCAUCAAGUAGGAGUACAGGCAAAGCGCCCGCCACGUCAAACGCAUCAGCUUCUGAGUCUAGUGAGGCUGCGGGCAAGGCCAGCAGCUCAAAAACAAGAAAGGGCACCUCGGGAGAAGGCGCAAAUCAAUCUUCAGCGACCACCUCCCAAACCAAUGGGGUCACAAAUGGUAUCAAGUCAAAGGCCAAGGCAAAGCCAGGAAAAGGUCAGGGACAAGCGCAACCGCAAGAGGAGCCAGCAGAGGAGGAAUCUAUUUACCACCUACCAGCGUCACUUCAAGAUCUUGUAGACUCGUACGAGAUGUCCAAGAAGCGCCCAGCUCAAGCAAACUCGACGUCGACGCUGAGGGCCAUGUCGCACUCGCAAGCAAAUCUGCCCGAUUUAACGGAUGCAGAGGCACCAUCAUCCUACCAACCAGAAGUUAGGGUGCAGUCUUCGUCCGAGUACCCGCAAGAACUGUUGCCUAUCUUCAGCGAUGUACGCUUGUACAACAGGCUGGACACGGAUACGCUGUUCUAUAUCUUUUACUAUAAGCAGGGCACCUACCAGCAGUAUUUGGCUGCCAAGGCGCUCAAGGAGCAGAGCUGGCGUUUCCACAAGCAGUACCAAACCUGGUUUCAACGCCACGAGGAGCCCAAGAACAUCACCGAGGAGUUUGAGCAAGGCACGUAUCGCUUCUUUGACUAUGAAAGCACUUGGAUGAACCGGAGGAAAGCGGAUUUCAAGUUCGCAUACAAGUUCCUCGAGGACGAAGUCUAA